Aegilops tauschii subsp. strangulata is the source of this 3775-nucleotide messenger RNA. Lineage: Eukaryota; Viridiplantae; Streptophyta; Magnoliopsida; Poales; Poaceae. The record is from RefSeq and is a predicted model, not a curated record.
AAAUCCUAACACUCCCCCUAAUCCUCUCUUGUUCUUCUGACUGAUCAUCCUUGAAAUAAUCUCCUCCAAAAAUCCUGUAGGAAAAAUAUAAGAAGAUAUGCCUAAUAUGCCAUGAAAAACUCCUUCCAAAAACCCAGUGGGAAAAUAAGGAGAAAACGACAUAUCGCAAUGCUUGUAUUACUAUUGCCUCAUUAAAAACCUUUCAUGAGAAACCAUCCAGGAAAACCUACCUGGGAAAGCUGUGCGUGAGCCUAUCCAGCGCGCUGUUCGCGUUCCUCAUGCUGGACACCCACAAGUACAGGUCUGCUCACAACAAGAUAUCGUCCCCGCUCUUCCCCGUGCUGCUGUGCUGGGCGCUUGGGUACAUGGUGGCUCAGCUCUUCUUCGGCGUGGUGGAGACGUCGGUGGAGACGAUAAUCUCGUCCUUCUGCCAGGACGCUGAGGAGCACGACUAGGAGGCGCAGUACGCUCCCCCUCUGCUCAUGGAGACGCUGGGCGACACGAGCCAGCUGCAGAGGCUCACGCAGGGGCCGUGAUUGAUCAAACCUUUUGGGCAUUGAUCUACCUUAGUAGUGUAGUGUUACAAGAGGCAGCUGGUUAGGUGAAUGGCUUUGAUCAUAAUAAUACGCGUUAUACUGUUAAUUAACUUUGUUGUUAGGUGGAAAUGGAAUGCAGGCAUGCCUGGCUACGGACCGUGGAAAAGACCUUUACUAGUAGUAGUGUGGAUGGAAUUUCCUUUGUGAUGGGUGUUAAUAGACAGAUUGCAAAAUGAAUCCAAUCAGUUAGAAUUUCAUUGAUGAUCAAUCCUUAUAUACAACGGGAGGGGGCGCGAGCGAAGGGACGCGUCCACUCGAUAGGGAGCGAGGAAACCGUCGUGACGCUUGCCGGAUUGGCAACGCACGUUCAGUUAUACAAGGGAGGAUUAUCUUAUUAAUUACAAUAUUAGUUAAAUCCUAACCAUGGGGAUGGCAAUCGGGUACCGGAUAGAUGGUGGAUGUUGCUCCAUGGCUAUAUCCCGCAAAAAAGAGAGAGGAACGGUUCAACCUAUAUCAAUGCUAGGUAUAGGUAGCUGUAUAAUGGAAGUCUAGCAAUGAUGAAAGGCGAUCAUCAUGGUGAUGUGAGCACUGGUGUAAAGCAAUGGAAUGGGUCCUCGCAAAACAAAAAGGAAUGGGGAUGGAAACCAAAUAGGUGGUACAAGUACUAAGAAAACGUAUUACUCCUGCUCGUGUCGUGUGGCUGCUAUGUGAAUAAUUCCAAGAAAACGUUCCGGUGGUCAACAAAGACUUGCAAUAAAAUAUUGUGAGAUUACCCGAAGCAAUAAUUUAACUCUUUCAAACCCAAGGGGUCUAGUGGGUUUAGAUGGAUGAGGGAGAUUGGAGUGGAGACGAGAAUGAACUCACAGCCACCACCAUCAACUCCAAUUUAUUUAUGAUGUAAAAAAAAAACUCCAAUUUAUUUAUUUAAUUGAUGUAAAAAAAACUCUAAUGAUUCAUCUGAAAUCUACUCUACUGCAAAUUAUCUACAUGUGUGCGCAGGUCAACUGAUUAUAUGUCGGCCAUCUGAAAUGGAAAUUGCCUGCUUGUCAACGUCGCCCGCUACCAUUUAAUCUAGUGCACUAGUGCUAUCAAACAAAGCAAAGUAUGCCAUAGCAGGCUGCUGAAUGCUGCCUCCGUUCAUACACAACGCCUCCUAAAAGGUCUCCCAGUCCUAGCUAGGCAUCAUUUCCUGUCACUAUCCGUCUCGGCCGGUGGUGGAAGAGAGCUUCAUAUAUUAUUAUAUUACAUUCGACUUUUCCUGAUGCGGCAAUUCAACCAGCUUCUUCUUCUUCUCCAUGUCUGAUCAAUCACCAUCACUGGCUUCAUCUCCAUACAGGAGUUAGUCUAAUCCUGAGCUAGGAAGGAAGGAACUCUCUCUGGUGCUCUGUAUUAUCUGUGUCGCCAUGCCUUGUUGCUCUUGCUGCUUCCGUGUCUCCAACAAGAAAGAGAAACACGCCUCCGAUCUCUACUCCCGUUCCAUGAGCAGACUGUCAUCUGAGAAGAAGAUCAAGCUCUUCUCCUACGCGGAGCUGCGGUCGGCGACCAACAACUUCCACCGGAGCACCAGCAUCGGGCGAGGCGGCUUCGGCGCCGUCUACAAGGGCGCGCUGCGGGACGGCGGCGGCGACGUGGCGGUCAAGGUGCUGUCCGCGCACUCCCGGCAGGGCACCAGGGAGUUCCUCACCGAGAUCGACGUCAUCGCCAACGUGGAGCACCCCAACCUGGUGGCCCUGCUGGGCUGCUGCGUGGAGGGCCGCCACCGCAUCCUCGUCUACGAGCUCCUCCACAACGGCAGCCUCCACGGCGCCCUCCUCGCCUCCGCCGGCGACCCCGCCAGGCUCACCUGGGCGAUCAGGCGCGGCGUCUGCGUCGGCGUCGCCAGGGGCCUGGCGUUCCUGCACGAGGAGAUGGCGUCCGGCCCCAUCGUGCACAGGGACAUCAAGGCCAGCAACGUCCUCCUCGACGCCGGCUACGGCGCCAAGAUCGGCGACUUCGGCCUCGCCAAGCUCUUCCCGGACGCCGCCACGCACGUCAGCACCCGCGUCGCGGGGACCGCGGGGUACCUCGCGCCGGAGUACGCGCUGCACGGCCAUCUCACCAAGAAGGCCGACGUCUACAGCUUCGGGGUGUUGCUGCUGGAGACCGUCACCGGCAAGAGCAGCUCCAGGAGCCUCCAUUUAUCCGACGAGGGGGACAAGGUGCUGGUGGAGAGGGUGUGGGAGCUCUACGAGGCCGCCAACCUCAGGGACAUGAUCGACCCGGCGAUGGAAGACGGGUGCAAUGAGGAGGAGGCUGUGAGGUACAUGAAGGUGGCGCUGAUGUGCACGCAGGCGACGCCGCUGCGGCGGCCGUCGAUGUUGCGGGUGCUGGAGAUGCUGGAGAAGGAUGUCCGGUUGAGGGAGAAAGAGAUCACGCCGCCGGGCUACGUCCUCCGGGACAACAAGGACAGCCACUCCACAUCCAUGGUCGUUGCUUCGCACACCUUGACGGAGUUAGCGCCAAGGUGCUACUGAUGAAGACCGUCACGGAAAGAGCAGCUCCAAAGAGCCUCCAUUUAUCCGAGGAGGGGGACAAGGUGCUGGUGGAGAGGGUGUGGGAGCUAUUCGAGGCCGCCAACCUCAGGGACAUGAUCGAACCGACGGUGGAUGCAAUGAGGAGGAGGUUGUGAGUUACAUGAAGGUGGCGUUGUUGUGCAUGCAGGCGACGCCGCUGCGGCGGCGGUCGAUGCCGCAGGUGCUGGAGAUGCUGGAGAGGGAGGAUGUCCGGGUGAGGGAGAAAGAGCUCACGCUGCUGGGCUACAUCGUCAUGGACAACAAGGACAGCCACUCCACGUCCAUGGUUGUUGCCUCACACAUCGUGACGGAGUUAGCGCCAAGGUAAAGGAAGUUCGACCGUUCUGAGCAACUAGCUAGCUAGUAGUAAUAGAAUUGAACUGACAAGCAGAGACAUCAACCACACACUGAGUCACUGAGAGGGUCUAGCAGUCCUUGCCAUGAAUGAUACCAUCAUUGUUUUUUCUUCGAUAAGAGCCAAAAAUGCAUUUGGCCUUUGCAUCGAUGUAUGCAUGCAACCAUUUCUAGUGUUGGUCCACAACUUUGUAAGGCAGCCCUUUAAUUGAGUAAUCCUAUCAUGGAGCAACCUGCGGGAGCAUUGCUUUUUCAUUAGAAAAGGGGGAAUUACUUCUAUAAAGGAUGUUGGAAUACCCGCCUCCCUAGGCUCUCCGUGGCUGGAAAAAUGAA